GCUGAUUCUGCACACCACCAAGCAGAGCAAGAGAGCUCAUCCAUCCACCACCGAUGGCGAUCGCAAGCCGUAAGCCAGCCUCCGUCCUGCUCCUCCUCGGGGCCCUCCUCUUUGCCGCCACCUUCCUCGCCGUCCCGGCCGCGGCGACGGGGAAGACCGGCCAGGUGGCCGUCUUCUGGGGCCGGAACAAGGACGAGGGGUCCCUGCGUGAGGCCUGCGACACCGGCACGUACACCAUCGCCGUCAUCUCCUUCCUCGACGUCUUCGGCCACGGCAACUACCACCUCGACCUCUCCGGCCACGACGUCUCCACCGUCGGCGCCGACAUCAAGUACUGCCAGUCCAAGGCCAUCCUCGUCUUCCUCUCCAUCGGCGGCUUCGGCAACCAGUACUCCCUGCCCAGCCCCCAGGCGGCGGCGGACUUCGCCAACUACCUCUGGAACGCCUACAUGCUCGGCACCGCCAAGGGCGUCCACCGCCCCUUCGGCGACGCCUUCGUGGACGGCAUCGAUUUCUUCAUCCAGAACGGCGCGCCGGACAACUACGACGAGCUGGCCAAGCGGCUCAUCGAGUUCAACAAGGCCUACCGCGCGAGGACACCCGUGCAGCUGACGGCGACGCCGCGGUGCGGGUUCCCGGACCGGAGCGUGGAGCGCGCGCUCGCCACGGGGCUCUUCACACGCAUCUUCGUCAGGUUCUACGACGACGCCCACUGCGCCGCAUACUGGCAGCAGGAGUGGAACAAGUGGACGGCGGCGUACCCGUCCGCGCAGAUCUUCGUCGGGCUGCCGGCGGGGGAGAAGAAGGUUGGGUACGUGCACCCCAAGAAUCUCCAGGGCGGUCUUUUCUCGGUGGUGCAGAACGCGGCCAACUACGGCGGCGUCAUGAUCUGGGAAAGGUACGACGACAAGCGGACCGGCUACAGCAGCUUCGCCAGCAAAUGGGCUUGAGCCUCCUUGAGCUUGAGCUACAUGUGUCCAUACACACUUCGCUGUCACCGUACUGUGUGUAAACUAUAAGUGUGCUGGCAUGAGAUUGCGAGAAUAAACCGAGGCAUGUGCGAGAAUAAACAAGUAAUAACAGUUAUCUA
Molecule: messenger RNA, 1090 nt
Organism: Lolium rigidum
Lineage: Eukaryota; Viridiplantae; Streptophyta; Magnoliopsida; Poales; Poaceae
Product: xylanase inhibitor protein 1-like
Exons: 1
Coding region: 54-950 (298 amino acids)
Biological process (GO): carbohydrate metabolic process
Cellular component (GO): extracellular region
Molecular function (GO): chitinase activity
Source: RefSeq, a predicted model, not a curated record